Molecule: messenger RNA, 1098 nt
Organism: Diachasmimorpha longicaudata
Lineage: Eukaryota; Metazoa; Arthropoda; Insecta; Hymenoptera; Braconidae
Gene: MrgBP
Product: MRG/MORF4L-binding protein
Exons: 4
Coding region: 66-836 (256 amino acids)
Biological process (GO): regulation of transcription by RNA polymerase II
Cellular component (GO): NuA4 histone acetyltransferase complex; nucleus
Source: RefSeq, a predicted model, not a curated record
UCGUUGAACUAUUUUUGUAAUAUGCACAUGUACAUGUGUACAUUUCAGUGUGUUCAUAUAUUUUGAUGCAACGAGAAGCCGUUGAGAGAAUGGCUGUCAAAGAAAAACAGGGAGAUUCCAACGAGGAAAUUGAUUGGAAUGUUGAGAACGAGGUUCAACUGUUCUUUGCGAUGAACGGCCACAAACCAGUCGGUGUUAACAAAUACUUUCAUAUGGUCUGCAUCUGGGAGAAGUUUCGUGCUGCCAUAAACAAGGACGUCUCAUUCAAGGCCAUUUGGGAUCACCUGGAGACGAUGUAUGACUUAGUGGCCCUGGACGACACUGAAGAUCUCCCCUUCCCCAGCAGUGAAAUGGAUUUCGCUCUCCCAGAGUCAGAGUUUCUGGAGCUCAUAAAAAACAAACAGAAAGAAGAGACUGACACGAAGCCCAAGGACGUUAAGGAGAAAAUUAAGGAAAUGAAGAAGGAAAAGGAGGUGAAAGAGACACCAAAGAAGGAGAUUGUCGUGAGGGAUCAGAAAACUCCGAAGGAGGUUGACAAGAAGAAAGAGGACCUAAAGAAGGUUGUGAAGGAGUCAGAGGUGAAGAAAGAAAAGCUGAGGGAGCCGAAGGACGUCAAGAGGGAUAAUAAAAUUCCGAAGGGCCGAGGAAAAGGGAAGGAGGAUGUGGAAGAGUUGCCGUCAGCUCUCUCAUUGAAGAAAGAACGUAAAGACUCAGAUUCCAGCAGAGAGACCCCCAAGCGAGUGCCAAAGAGACCGACACGACAAAGUAUUGAUAAUGCGAGUAAGGCAUCGACCAGUCCUCGUGACACUCCACCCCCAAAACGUCGGAGAAUAUAAAACCCCACUCAUUUUCUUAUUGCGAAGAUCAUCUAGAGUUAAUAAUGCUUUAAUUACUCAUUCAUCUAUCUCGUGGGUGAUUAUCCCACCGUUAACUGUUUCACUGUUCACUCAUGAGACUAAAACGAUUUUAAUUUUUAAUUCUUAUUAAUAAGUCAAAGGCAGAUUAACUGUGAGUGAAGAUGUGAUGUAGAUAAUCCUCUUUCACACCAAAUUCAGAAUAUAUCGGAGUGUAAAUAAACCAUUUUUUUUCUUAAAAAAA